Puccinia graminis f. sp. tritici CRL 75-36-700-3 is the source of this 987-nucleotide messenger RNA. RefSeq lists its product as uncharacterized. Lineage: Eukaryota; Fungi; Basidiomycota; Pucciniomycetes; Pucciniales; Pucciniaceae. The transcript has 5 exons. The record is from RefSeq and is a predicted model, not a curated record. Gene Ontology annotation, molecular function: ATP binding; ATP-dependent chromatin remodeler activity. Bases 1 to 987 code for a protein of 328 amino acids.
AUGGUGGGCUUGAACUUCUCUAGCAUUGAAUGGUUUCGAAUUGUACUUGAUGAAGCACAGUGUAGUUAUAUGAAGGAUCCAAAAACCAACAGGAGCAUUUCCCUCUUAGGUUUGAAAGCCCAACGAAGAUUAUGUCUUUCAGGAACACCUUUGCAUAAUCAGCUUGGUGACCUCCACAACUUGAUAAAGUUUCUUCAAAUUGAGCCCUGGACAAACAACUCAAUUUGGAAGCAAUGUGUGGAAGGACCAGUCCUGUUGGGCAAUUCACAAGGAAUCUUGAAAUUACAGAGUAUCAUGAAGGGUAUCAGCAUGAGGCGAUUAAAAACAACUGUUCUUGAUCUUUCUGAAAAAUGUGAAAUUACUGUCCACCUUGAACUUGAAAAACCCUGGAACAUUAGAUACCAGCAGAACCAUGCAGCCUUUGCAGAACAGUUUGGGAAGAAUCGAAUUUCAGUCCAAGGAUGGGACUCAAUCCAUUUUGUUGGGGAGCUAGUCAAUUUACGACAGCUUUGCAAUCCCCCUGCAUUGAUUGAAAAAGAAAAAGGAACAGGAGGAUACUUCUGGAAUCAAAGCUCAAAGAUUGUACAUCUUCUGAAAGAUCUUCCCCUGUUCCUGGCAAGUGGAAAUCAAGCACGGGCAGUAAUUUUCUCAGAGUUCAAGAGGUUUCUCCAAAUAAUUGAAAUAGCUUUGAAUGAGUGGGGAAUCCAAUUUACAACACAUUAUGGAAAGAUGGACAACAAUACUCAAAGGAAAAAUUUGGAAUAUUUCUGGAGGGAUGUAUCAUGUAAAGUACUCUUGGCUACAAUAAAAACAGAGGGUGUGGGGAUAGAUCUUAGAUGUGCACAUAAGGUGUAUUUGAUGGAACCAACUUGGAAUCCUGCAGUGGAAGAGCAGGCAAUAGACAGACUGUACCAAAUAGGACAAAAGGAGAGGGUUCAAGUGGUGAGGCUAAGUGUGCCUCUGUGUGGAAACCUUGAAUUCGAGUAG